AUGCCUUCCGACCUCCGACGACACUCCCUCCGCUCCUCCACCGGCCCCAAUGGCGGCGCCCACUCUCCCCUCUUGUCCGGCGACAAGCAAGCCGGCUACGAGCAGGCCACAUCGCCUACACUGACCACCCGACGGUCAACACGCUUUCAUGAGCGAGAUCCGGAGGAGAUGGCGAAAGCCGCGACGCGAAAGCGGUACACAUACGCUGCCUGCUUCUUAGCAGUCAGUCUCGUGUCCUUUGCGGUGCAGACGGAGACGGCGGUGUAUAUCCAGCAUAAUUUGCGUUGGAAUAAGGCGUAUUGCAUGCUAUACUUCACGCACGGCUCCUGGGCCGUACUUUGGCCAACUCAACUAUUAAUACUCCGGCUACAGAAGUGGCACCAACCCUGGCCAGCUUUCUGGAGACGUCACGUUCAGCUCAUCCGCCAAACCGCUCAGAUGAUCGAACAUCGAUCUUUGGAACUUUCGCCAGUCCAACAAAAGAAAAGCCCAUUGCCAUAUUUCAUCCGCACGACCGCGUUCGUAACCUGCGCCCUCACCAUCGCAGGCGGAAGCUGGUACGUCGCCGUCGACCUAACCACCGCCUCCGACCUAACAGCCAUCUACAACUGCUCCGCCUUCUUCGCCUACGCCUUCGCCGUCCCCAUGCUGGGCGAGAAGCUCAAACUCUCCAAAAUCAUCGCCGUCGGCGUCGCCAUCGUAGGAGUACUGGUGGUAGCCUACGGCGACACCGGCACCCCGAAACACGGUUCCAAAUCCGGCUCCGGCACCGGCGGCAUCCACGCCCCGGACGACGAGGAAGCGUCCAACCGCACGCUCGGCAACAUCGUGAUAGGCGUCGGGUCGGUGUUGUACGGUUUCUACGAAGUCCUCUACAAACGCGUCGCCUGCCCGCCCGAAGGCUGUUCGCCCGGUCGCGGGAUGGUGUUCGCCAACACUUUCGGAAGUCUGAUUGGAUGUUUCACCCUCCUCGUUUUGUGGAUCCCGCUCCCCAUCCUGCAUUUCACCGGGUUGGAGCGGUUCGAACUCCCGCGGGGCGAAGCGGCGUGGAUGUUAUGCAUCUCUGUCCUGGCGAAUGCGGUGUUUUCGGGCAGUUUCUUGGUUCUGAUUAGUUUGACGAGUCCCGUGUUGAGUAGUGUGGCGGCGUUGUUGACGAUUUUCUUGGUGGCGCUGUGUGAUCAGGUUUUGCCGCCGCCGCUUUAUAGUCCGUUGACGGGCGCGGCGAUUGCAGGGGGUGUGCUUAUCAUUGCAGCGUUCAUGCUCCUGAGCUGGGCGACGUACAAAGAAGUUGGUGAGGAGCAGAAGAAGCACGCGGAGGAAGUUGUUGUUGACGAUGACGAGGAUGAGGACGACUUUUAG
This is a messenger RNA of Baudoinia panamericana UAMH 10762, 1359 nucleotides long. RefSeq lists its product as uncharacterized. Lineage: Eukaryota; Fungi; Ascomycota; Dothideomycetes; Mycosphaerellales; Teratosphaeriaceae. Gene Ontology annotation, cellular component: membrane. The coding region runs from base 1 to 1359 and encodes 452 amino acids. The transcript has 2 exons. The record is from RefSeq and is a predicted model, not a curated record.